CCACAACGAAUAUAUACGAAUAAGGUUAUAGAACAAACUGUCGAACGACAUUCAAGAUCAAAACAAAACACAAUUUUUGGAGACAUAACGAUGCCUUAUAGGCUUGUAGCUUUAUGGCCGAUCGGUAUGGCGACAGAAAUUGAACACAAUAUCGUCUGCAGUAUCUGUUUGGAAACUUUCCACAGCCCAGUGAUUUUGCCGUGCAGCCAUUCUUUUUGUAAGAAGUGCAUUUCGGACUGGAUGGACAUGACUGUACACAAACAACGCGCGGAGAUUUUCACUUGUCCGGAAUGCCGAAUGCCGCUCAACUUGUCGCGGGGAGGAGCGGGGGCCCUCCCGUCCAACUACGCACUCUCUAGCCUGGUGGACGAGCACAGAAAGUCAGGAAAUGGCGGGAAUUUCAGCACAGACGGGAACGCUAGAUUAUGUCAGGGUGUGGGGACUCAAGGGGUACAAAUGGCCGGUAGGUGUAGGGAGCAUGGCAAGAGUCUCCUGAUGUAUUGUAUGGUCUGUGAGGAGGAAUGCUGUUUGCAGUGUAUGAAAGAGCCUGGAGGUAGACAUCCGGCCAGCUCACCGCAACACAACGUCAAGAAUAAGUAUGUGGCGACGUCCUUGAGAAAGGUGAGUUUGAUGGACAUCUCAAUGGGCAGCAGGAAAACGCAUAUGAAAAUCUUGGACAUGGAGACUGCGUUGUCCAGCAAUGCUGGAAAAGCUAUAAACGAAAUCAAAUCGCAGAUGAAAGACAUUAAACUAGCAUUGGACAUGAAGGCGGAACAAAUUGUGGAGGCAAUACAGUCUGAGACAGCAGAGAAACAAGAGCGGAUAGAGGCCAUUAAAAGAGGUUUGAACACCAUCCAAGACGAUUCGAGAUUUCUGCUGGGGGAGGGGGGCAACUCGGAGAAAUUCCUAAAGGAGGCGCAUGCUGUCCAAGUUAGGGCGGCAGCAAUCUGCGCAAAUCCAGACUGGAACGACCAGAGUUUGGUUAGUGUGCAACAGAUUCCCACAGAGCGACAACUACAGGCGGUAAAACGCGCCAUUGACGACAUUUUCUGUCAGAAAACCUCAAACAAGCUUCAAGUUCACGGCGAUGGAUGGUCAAGUUUCGAUCAAGCCAGAUCUGAGUUCACAUCAAGUAGUGUCCAUGAUGCUGGAGCGAUGCCGCUACCAUCUCAAGGCUUUGGCGGUAGUAAAACACAACAAAACAAGAUAGCAUCUGUUGCUUGUGAGGGAACGAUUCGGAUACUGACAAGACAACCAGAAUCGACAGUUUCAUGUUCAGAGAAUCCACAUCUGGAAGCCGGUUUACAGCUUUUCCCGAGUCUAUCUGUUUCUGGUGCGUCAUCACUUUCGACGAUUGCCGAGGAUAUUCCGAUCUCAGACGAUGGUACGCCGAAAAUGACCGAGUCGUUGCCCAACGUGCCAUCGAAUGUACACGAGAAUCCUGGGCAUACAAACGAUAGAAGAGGACCCGAAGACACGCAAGCAAAUGUAUUUUCAAAGCUGACAGAGGACAACCAGAGGGAAGAGGGAAUAAUGUUUCAGCAAAGUGCUAAGUUAUUUCUGUGGGAUUCGGACUGCACGGACUGGAAAGAGCAGGGAGUUGGCGAUCUGAAAAUUCUGCGCCAUAACGUGACGGGUAAGGCGCGCGUGCUGAUGUGGAGUGACGGGACGUACAGCGUGCAGGCGAACCACUACAUCACGGCGGACAUGACGCUGGUGGCCGACAGGAUCGGCGGGGAGGACGCGCUGGUCUGGUCGGGCAUCGACGCGGCCGACGGAUCACGGAAGGAGGCGUUCUUCGCAGCGACUUUUUCUCAGCCCGACGCUGCCACUGUUUACAAGAAAGUGUUCGAGAGAUGUGUGGCGAGAGAGAUGGUGCAGGAACGGACGGCAUCGACCAGCAGUACGCUAUGACAAUCAUCUGGCGGAUAC
Molecule: messenger RNA, 1932 nt
Organism: Branchiostoma floridae (Florida lancelet)
Lineage: Eukaryota; Metazoa; Chordata; Leptocardii; Amphioxiformes; Branchiostomatidae
Product: E3 ubiquitin-protein ligase TRIM22-like
Exons: 8
Coding region: 91-1914 (607 amino acids)
Biological process (GO): intracellular transport
Cellular component (GO): cytoplasm; nuclear pore
Molecular function (GO): GTPase activator activity
Source: RefSeq, a predicted model, not a curated record